AUGAUUAAAUUUAAAAUUACAAGUUUAUACUCUAAAAUUUUGUUUUUAUUUUUAAUUAUUUCUUUAAUUGUGCCUUUUCUACCUUUAAUUAUUUGUCAAUUUGAUUUGCAUCAGCCGUGUUUUUGUAAAGUUGGGGAUGCUAUAGAAAGUUGCCCCUGUGAUGCGAAAACUAUUGAUGCUAUAAACAAUGUGAAGGUUUAUCCUUCUCUACAGGGACUUUUGCAAAGAGAACCUUUUAAAUUUUACAAGGUCAAUAUGGAGAAACCCUGUCCUUUUUGGUCUGACGAUUCUGGACAGUGUGCAUCUAAAGAAUGUACUAUUGGCUAUUGUGAUAAUGAAGUUCCAGAAGCUCUUCGUGAUUUGCCACGCCGUCCUAGCAAUGCAAGUUCUAACGAGGCUUUAACCGAGCCUGACUGUUUUUCUGAUGGGAAAAAGAGCAAUAAAUUUGAUCCCUUGGAUUCAUCUUUAACUGAUGUAGAUAAGGCACAAUUGAGGGAUUUGGAUAUAUUUGAGACAAAUAACAACAAAUUUUGUGCUGCUGAAGAUGAAAAUUUUGAUGAAUUACAUUAUGUUAAUUUGGCUAAAAAUCCUGAACGUUAUACUGGCUACAAAGGCAAUUCUGCAUUAAAAGUUUGGAAAAGUAUUUACAGUGAAAAUUGUUUUAAGCCUGACCCUAAAUUUGAUAAAAAUUUUCUUUUGCAGCCAACUCCUAUAGGGAUGUGUCUGGAGAAGCGUGUUUUUUACAGAUUGAUUUCUGGUCUUCAUUCUGCAAUUACUGUCUCUAUUGCUGCAAACAACUAUAAACCAGCUCCUGUUGGUUUUGGAGAAGGAACUUGGUUUCGCAAUACAAAAAUGUUUACUGACAGAUUUGGCACAAAAUGGAGUAAAGAAGGCCCCGAACGUUUAAAAAAUAUUUAUUUUACUUUUAUGCUUGAACUGCGUGCUUUAGUCAAAGCUGCCCCUUAUAUUCAACAAAGCAAAUUUUUUUAUACAGGAAAUAAAAAUGAGGAUAUCGAAACCCGUCAAGCAUUAGAAGAUUUAUUUGGAGUUUUGAAAGAAUUUCCUGACCAAUUUGAUGAAACCCAACUUUUCUCAAAUUUACACGAAUCAAAUGCUCGUUUACUUCGAGAAGAAUUUCGACAACAUUUUUGGAAUAUUUCACGAAUUAUGGAUUGUGUUGAUUGUGAUAAAUGUAGAUUGUGGGGAAAAGUACAAACACACGGAAUGGGUAUUGCUUUAAAAAUUCUUUUUGCCGAUUUACCUCGUAAUGGUGCUUCGACAACAAAAAAUAUUGAAAAUUCAAAAAUGGAUAAUACUUCAAUUCCAUUCAAAUUAACUAGAAAUGAUGUUGUUGCUCUCUUUCAAAGUUUUGGUAGAUAUUCAUCAAGUAUUUGGGCAAUUGAAGAAUUUCGAAAAGAAUAUAACGAAGAAUUGUGCCUUCCAAAUUUAUAG
Molecule: messenger RNA, 1452 nt
Organism: Meloidogyne enterolobii
Lineage: Eukaryota; Metazoa; Nematoda; Chromadorea; Rhabditida; Meloidogynidae
Source: the annotation of a GenBank genome assembly